AUGAUUCACUGCGACGGAUUAUUGCUAUGUAAUAUUGAACGAGAGAGAAAACUCGCAGUCUGGAAUCCGUUUUUGGGCCAAUUCAAGCGGAUCAAACUGUCUAGUUCUUACGCACGGUUUGAUAUCUACGGUUUUGGAUACGACAAUGUGUCCCGUGACAACUACAAGAUCUUGAGGUUUAAAAGAGAAAAAGGAUGUGAAGAGGUUGAGAUAUAUGAGUUCAAGUCACAACUCUGGAGAAGUGUUGACUAUUCAUUGGCUUAUUCUUGGUGUGCAUGGAGGGACCAAGCUAUGUCUAUGAAUGGAAACAUGUAUUGGAUCGUUGAAAGGGAGAAUGAUAACUCCAAAACUUACUUCAUCCAGUCUUUUGAUUUCUCCAAAGAGGUAUUCAAAGAAACAUGCUGUAUUCCCUUUAUAAAUCACAAUGAUUGGCCGCCGCCACCCCGAUCAGGUUUGUCGCCACGCCUAUCAGGUUUCGGAGGAGAUAGGCUUUCUUUGUUAGCUCAACAGAGAUCUGGGGAGAUUCAGGUUUGGGUUACAAACAAUAUUGUGACUGAUGAGGUUGUCUCGUGGAGCAUGUAUUGUAAUGUGACUCCUGAUUUCAGGAUAUUAGGCUCUCAUCCAACAUACUUGAUCCACCAUACCGAUAGGGUCAAGUUAUGGUUCCGCCAUACCGAUAGGGGGGUCAAUUUAUGGUGUUCGGAAAAAGAUGAAUGUAUCUACACCAGCGUUUACGAAAUAGGAGAGGGUGAGGUCAAGAAACAAGUUGAGACAGAGCGAUAUGGGCGGUAUGAACGCCUUGACGUUCGUGAGAAUUCUUCUGCAUUUGUACCAAGUCUGGUUCCGGUCUCAAAGCAAGAGGAGACUUCUGAGGGUUGCUCUUGCUAA
Molecule: messenger RNA, 888 nt
Organism: Raphanus sativus (radish)
Lineage: Eukaryota; Viridiplantae; Streptophyta; Magnoliopsida; Brassicales; Brassicaceae
Product: putative F-box protein At1g77650
Exons: 1
Coding region: 1-888 (295 amino acids)
Source: RefSeq, a predicted model, not a curated record